GGGAUAAAUAGUACAAAGCUUUUUGAAGGUCUAUUUUAAGGCCCCCUACCCUUCCACAUUCCCAUCCCCAAAAACACACAUACACUGACACAACCACUUCUCUCUCAAACUCUCUACAAUGGAAGAUCCUCUUCAAAGAUUCCAAUUUCACUCUCAAUCUUCAUCUUCUUCAUCAGAUAUCAAAAACUGCAUCAAAGAAAAAACCUCCAAGAAAGUUAAACUCGGAAGCGACGGCAAACACCCAACUUAUCGCGGCGUUCGAAUGCGACAAUGGGGGAAAUGGGUUUCCGAAAUCAGAGAACCAAAGAAGAAAUCUAGAAUUUGGUUAGGUACAUUUUCCACGCCAGAAAUGGCCGCUAGAGCUCACGACGUUGCCGCCAAAACGAUCAAAGGUCAUUCUGCUUACCUUAAUUUCCCUGAAUUGGCUCAUCGUCUCCCUCGUCCGGCUAGUUCUUCUCCUAAAGACAUUCGAGCCGCCGCUGCUAAAGCUGCCCUGUUUAAUGAUGAACAAAACCCCGGUGCGAAAUCUGAAUUGAAUCUUAAUUGCUGUGGCUCUUCUGCUGUUGCGGUCAAAUCCGGUGGGGAAAUUGAUGAUACUUUCUUUGAUUUACCUGAUCUGUUUAUUGAUGAUCCUAAUCAUCAAAUUGAUACAUUCUGUUUCUCGCAAUUUGUUCCGAUUGAUGGGUUUGACUCUGUUUUUACACGGCCGUUGUCGCCAUCCUCCCCGUCAGAUUAUUUCACUUACAGAGGUAGUCUUCUCUAGUUCCGCGGCCGCUAUCACCUCCAUUGAAGAAGCCGGCAGAUUUUGUUUUUGGUUUUUCAUUUUUGAUUGGUUUUUCUAAAACCCAAAUACCCAAUUAGGAAAUUUUCCUUUUUAACAUUUUGAAUUUCAUCCUCGAAUUUAUUAUUAUUAUUUUAAAAUGAUGGUAAUUUAAUUAUCAUUUCAAAAAAAAUUUAAAAAUAGAAAAAUAUUCUGUUUUUAAAUCCGUGAAAUAGUUGUUUAUAAGCUUAAUUUUCGAAUUUUAAAAAUCAAAACUAACCAUGGGAUUUAAAUUACAAUCAUUUUAAGAUUUUAAUAAUAAAACGAGGAUGAGAUUAAUAAAGAAAAAAAAUUGAAAAUUGUGUUGUAAAUGUUUGUUCCUUUUCUUUAUUUAUUUAUUUUUCCUUAUUCUCCUAGUGGCAUUAUGUGUAAUUAAGUUUCUUACGAUUUCCACAUUUGUAAAUUCAUAUGUAUUCUAGUAAUUACAAUUUUUCCCCUACAUUGUGUACAU
Cucumis melo (muskmelon) is the source of this 1271-nucleotide messenger RNA. Its product is annotated as ethylene-responsive transcription factor ERF039. Gene Ontology annotation, biological process: regulation of DNA-templated transcription. NCBI's taxonomy places the organism in Eukaryota, Viridiplantae, Streptophyta, Magnoliopsida, Cucurbitales, Cucurbitaceae. Bases 119 to 763 code for a protein of 214 amino acids. Gene Ontology annotation, molecular function: DNA-binding transcription factor activity; DNA binding. The transcript has a single exon. The record is from RefSeq and is a predicted model, not a curated record.